UUGUAUUACCUCCCUUUCAGCUGGCUACUUAAGUCCUGUACUAGAUGUGCUGUUAAUUUCACCUGAGCUCAAACUCAGGUUGAGAAAUUUUUAAUUACUUCAGACAUCACUCCUUGAAAAUGCUGAUAAAAAAUCUGCUGCCUUCUGAAAUUUCCUUGACUUCCAGAGUAUAUUAAAACUCAGUGUAAAUGGACCAGAGACCUCCUUAUCCAGCAGUUUUGAACUUCUAAAAUACGAGGCUUCCAGACCUGCUGAUUUAUUCAUAGCAAUAUUUGGGAGCUUCAGAUUAGACAGACAAGAUGACUUUCUGGAAUAGGAUACAAGUACUGACAAGUGGCCUGUAUACUAUGGUAACCUCAUUAUAUGCUAAAAUUUAUUAUCCUACUCCACCCUGUGAAAUGAGAUAUUGAUUGUGGUGGCUAAGUGAUACCUGUUCAAAGUAUUCUAGGCAGAUGAUGAACUUCUUAGAAUUUAUCUACUUUUUUUUAUUCUGAGGGAGCAAUUUCCCCAGCAUUUCAGGCUUAUGUAGAGUGGAAAGUACUGUAAGAAAGAAUAACACAACACUAGACUCCUAUUUUCCUGCUCCACUGUCUGUGGAGAGCUACUUUGCCAUUUUGGACCAGAAUCCUGCGUUGUCAGUACUCCAGGCUCCUGUGGAUGGCAACAAUGACUCAGUUAUUAUGAACUGUUCUUUUGAGGUGGUGUGCUUGUGUAUGUGUACACACACGUGUGAGCUGUGAGCACUUUUCAGACCCCAGCCGCUCUGCAGAGCUCUGGAGGGGGGAAUGGUCUGCAAGGAAGGGUGCUGGUAAAAAGCCAGCCCCAAAUCCACUGUAGCAAGGCCUACUCUUAUGUGGGGAAGACCCUUUCUUUUAUGUGUCACAGGAAUCUGGGAGUGUUGAAAACUGCUGUGCAGCACCAGAUGACCCCUGCUGUCACUCUGUGGGUGACAGGCGCUUCUGACCCUGGUCAAGGAUAAUUAAUGAGCAUUAAAUCACCUUGCUGUUCACCUUCCUUUGCAGGAGUGCAGUACCUAGCUCGUGUUGCUCCAGGUGGUGAGGCAGAUGUUCUAGUUACCUGGGAUCACCAUCUCCACCAUUAAUUGUUCACGUUAUGAAGGAAUGCUCGGAUCAGGUGACGUUGCUAAGCCCAGAACGGAAGAUACAGACCCGUGAGCCGGUCGUGGCAUGGCGAGGGGGUGUGGGGGAGGGCAAGUGGCCCAGGGGGAGUCCCAGCGGCUCCCGUUAAUGAAUUAAUCCGCUAACGAGGGUGGGCUCGGCGGCCUGUGCCCCCUCCGGUCCCGGCAGCCGCCUCCUCCCCCGGAGGGGGCAGUGACAGGCAGCGGCUUCUGCCCCAUGUGACUGGGGAGCGGCUGCCCCGUCCAUGGCUUGGCCUCCCCCGGGCAGCAGCAGCUCCGGCUCCCGGGGAGGAGGGGCGGGAGCUGCUGCUCCAUGGGGAGGAAGGGCAGCCCCCGAUCCCCCCAGGCGGAGGGGGGAUCCCGGGCCGCCUCCCCCCCCUCCCCGCUCUGGGCCUUACCUGAGGAGCUGCUGCUCCUCAUCUGCUCCUACCUGGACGCGCAGGCCUUGGGCCGCCUGGCCCAGGUCUGCCGCCGCCUGCGCUUCCUCAGCAGCCGCGAUGUCCUCUGGAAGCGCAUAGCCCGCGGCUGCCUCAACUCCGGCUUCACCCAGCUCGGCACCGAUCUAGCUGCUGGCAUUCCAGUGAAGGAAAGGGUGAAGGUAUCUCAGAACUGGAGGCACGGACGCUGCCGGAGGGAGACAGUCCUGAAAUGGAAAUGCAAUUUGAUGCCCUGGAUGGAGCUGGAUGGUGAAUAUCUCUACCUGUCUCAAGCGGAGAACAUCCAGGCAUACCAGCUCUGUGCAGAGGGGACAGGUUUGCAGCGUCACCCUCAAGCCAUCUUCUCUGGCCACCAGGAGGACGUGUGUCGCUUUGUUCUUGUCAACUCCCACAUUGUCAGUGGAGGGGGAGAUGGAAGUGUUGUCCUUCACAAGCUCCAUGGCUCCUACAGCGUCAAGUUCUCUGCACAUGAGCAGGAGGUGAACUGUGUGGACUUCCAAGGCGGCCUCAUUGUCAGCGGCUCCCGGGACCGAACAGCCAAGGUUUGGUCCCUGUCGGCGGGCAGAGUUGGUCAGUGUCUACAUACUGUGCAGACAGAGGAUCGAGUGUGGUCCAUUGCUAUCAGCCCAUUAUUAAGCUCAUUUGUGACAGGGACAGCCUGCUGUGGACACAUCUCACCUCUGAGAAUCUGGGACCUGGAGAGUGGCGAGCUGUUGACCUGUUUAGGGACCGACUUCCACCGUGGAGCUGGCGUCCUGGAUGUGUUCUACGAAACCCCCUCCCUUCUCCUUUCUUGUGGGUAUGACACCUACAUCCGCUACUGGGACAUACGGACCAGCACCAGGAAGUGCGUCCAGGAGUGGGAAGAGCCCCAUGACAGUGCCCUGUACUGCAUAAGGAGCGAUAAGAACCAUAUGAUUGCCAGCGGCUCUUCCUACUACGGUGUGGUACGCCUCUGGGAUAAGCGACAGACUCGGUGCCUGCAGAGCUUUCACCUGUCUUCACCCACCAGCAGCCCAGUGUACUGCCUCCGUUUCAGUACCACCCACCUGUACGCUGCCCUGGCGUCAGCCCUGCACGUCCUGGACUUCACGGCCUUGUGAAGGGCACCACAGCUGCUUCUGGUGACCCCAACUCAGCAGAGCUGACACUUGGCUCAGGGAAUUGCAGGGCAGGAGAGGUGAGAAAAGGCCCACAAGGCUUCUGAAGGGACUUCUUUGCCUGCCAGAAAGCUACAAUAAAGAGUGCACAAAGGGCCAAACUUUCUCAACCUUACCUGCCUGUUAGUGAAAAUAAUAGGCCAAUUGUCCUUUACCCUUUUUAUUUUGUGCAAGUCAGGAAUUGUUUUAUUAACUGUGUUACUUUUUUUCUUUUUCUUUCUCCUUCCUUUUUUUUUCCUGUGGAUACAUCAUUUGAGGGGCAGGUUGAGCCAGGAUGCCCCAUCCGCUGUGUGCUGGUCAGUUUGAGAUCAGCCAAGCUCUAAGCAUGUGAAACAAGACUAGGCUGUGUGUGGGGUGAACUGAUUUGGUAGAAGGGAAAGGUGCCUGGAGCGAGGCCCACCUUUCUCCUUAACUUGCUGUUCUGACAGCUGCUUGUGUUGUCCUUCACAGCCAAGAGCAACAAUUGAGCUAAAAGCAGAGCCAGCCCUGCUUUCAGUGUGCCUCCCCAAGUUGGCCGUCAGGUCAGGCUAUACACUUGGCAGGGCUGAAAUGGUCGUGUUUUGCUAAAUAAAACUGAAAUGAAA
Messenger RNA from Onychostruthus taczanowskii (white-rumped snowfinch), 3319 nucleotides. RefSeq names its product F-box and WD repeat domain containing 4 (gene FBXW4). Bases 1452 to 2678 code for a protein of 408 amino acids. The transcript is spliced from 9 exons. Gene Ontology annotation, molecular function: protein binding. Gene Ontology annotation, cellular component: SCF ubiquitin ligase complex. Gene Ontology annotation, biological process: SCF-dependent proteasomal ubiquitin-dependent protein catabolic process. The record is from RefSeq and is a predicted model, not a curated record. Lineage: Eukaryota; Metazoa; Chordata; Aves; Passeriformes; Passeridae.